Molecule: messenger RNA, 324 nt
Organism: Colletotrichum destructivum
Lineage: Eukaryota; Fungi; Ascomycota; Sordariomycetes; Glomerellales; Glomerellaceae
Exons: 2
Coding region: 1-324 (107 amino acids)
Source: RefSeq, a predicted model, not a curated record
AUGAGCGUGUACAGUACGAGAGCCCACAUGCGUUCUUCUCUUUGCCUCAUCUCUCUGCAUGUCCGGGGUCUCUGGCCAUGGCGCUACUGUAAAUGGGUUUCCUUCGUACCAGUAAAGUACCUGGUAGAUUUGGUGGAGAAUCAGGGUGAGUACCCGCUUGUCCAUUUUAGAUACCCCGCCUUCUUACCACCUCUGUACCUAGGUAUUUCAGGUACGCGAUAUGAACAGGGCGGCUAUGGCAAGCCCGGAAUAUUACCGGCACGCCUGGUGCGAGCCACUCAGAUGCCUUGUGUUGAAUACCUAGGUGUACCUAUCUACGAGUGA